UAUUGGAUUACGGUAAUUUGAUAAGAGCCAAAUUGAGAGACUUGCACCAUUCUCUCUUUUGCCUCCAAGCAGCCACAGCCACAUCAGACUCAACAGUCUAAAAUGACACAGGACCUUAUCAAGAAGAAACUCGACCCAAACAGCGACAGCACAGCGCCUGAACAGAAGCGCGUGCGACUCAGUCCGCCCAUUCUGCCCAGCGUGUCGACGAUCACGCCGCCGUCGCUGCCGCCACUGCCUCCACUAAGGGACGUCACUUCUCCGAAACUCGUCACAACUUCUGUAUCCCCUAAAACGUCAGUCACGGAAAAGAGCAACGCGCACAAGCUGGCGGAGCUGCGACGCAAAUAUCUGGGCGAUAUCGGCAUGGUCAUCCAGGAGCUCAAGGCUGUGCUAACCUACGGCCCUGGAUCGGCCAGCCCCGACGCACCCGUGUCGCCGUCCGUUGUGCUCAAGCUCGUGCGCACCGUCCAGACACUCGAGAAGCUGCAAGCGCUGUUACUGAUGAACCCAGCUCGGCUGCGUCGAGUGUCAGUGGCGCAGCUGGAGAUCGUCGAGCAGCAGAUCAAAAUGAACCUGCUCCCACUUGCCACUUUACUGCGUAGCUUCGACAACGAGGAAAAAGGCAAACAUUCGCGAGUGACAUCUCCAUUGGCAAGUAUCAAGAAGGUAGACCAGGGCUGGACCAGUAGCGACACGGACUCCCCCCGUUCCCCGUCAGGAGUGUCCGUGUCAGCACCACCUCAACAUGAUUGGCGUUUCCUGUCGAUGGCGCUUAGUCUGCAGUUGUAGUUUACCAUUAGCCUAUCAAUUUUAACGCAAUAAAGAACGAGCUAAUUUAUUGUAGAAUUCGCCUUGAGAAAUGACAAACAUUCCUUUGGAUAACUUGCAUGCAAGUCACCACCAGUG
Molecule: messenger RNA, 909 nt
Organism: Phytophthora nicotianae INRA-310
Lineage: Eukaryota; Oomycota; Peronosporomycetes; Peronosporales; Peronosporaceae
Exons: 1
Coding region: 103-792 (229 amino acids)
Source: RefSeq, a predicted model, not a curated record